Dicentrarchus labrax (European seabass) is the source of this 4850-nucleotide messenger RNA. RefSeq names its product regulator of G protein signaling 19 (gene rgs19). Bases 395 to 1105 code for a protein of 236 amino acids. NCBI's taxonomy places the organism in Eukaryota, Metazoa, Chordata, Actinopteri, Moronidae. The transcript is spliced from 6 exons. The record is from RefSeq and is a predicted model, not a curated record.
UCUCUCUCUCUCUCUCUCUCUCUCUGGGAAAAACCCGAGCAGGAGGAGAGCAGCAGAAGGGGGGAGGAGGCGGACUCCUUCUUCUUCUUCCGAUACAGCGGCGGCGGCAGGAUAUUUAGUCAAAUAAAUCAAAAAAAAUAAAUAAAUAAAUAAAACACUCACGCACCAACCUCCCCCCUCCACCCCCCCCACCCGGUGAGGAGCGGCAGAGGAAGAAAAAAAAAAAAAAAAAAGCACACGGAUGUGCCUCCGAAAGCGCAGCGGAUACCGCCCUCCGGACCUUAUUAAUGCCAAGAUUGAGAGGUCCGAGGCAGAAGGGGGGAUGACAUGCAUGUGUCCGGCCUGCUAACAUCGCUGACGACUUGCGCACUAACCGACUGCCCGCCCUCACAACAUGACGGACGUACUGUACACAGGUCCGAUCCCGGCCGAGCGAGGGGGCGAGCUGGCCAUGGGGGGAGGUCGCAGCGAGACCUCUGCACUGAGCGGGACGGAAGGGGGGCGGGGCAUGACCACUACCCAGAAUUCCCAACGGCCCAACGCCUGCUGCUUCUGCUGGUGCUGCUGUUGCAGCUGCUCAUGUCUCACCGUCAGGAAUGAAGAGGAGAGAUGGAGGCGGAGCAGGAGGAAGAGAAUAUCACAGGACACCAAGAUGGAAACCAUACCAAACUGUGAAGCUUGCAGCAAACCCUCAGCGGAAGAGAUCCGGCUGUGGUCGCAGUCCUUCGACAAGCUGAUGAGGAACCCGGCGGGUCGAAAUGUUUUCCGGGAGUUCCUGCGGACGGAAUACAGCGAGGAGAACAUGCUGUUCUGGUUGGCCUGCGAAGACCUCAAACAGGAAAUCAACAAAAACGCCAUUGAGGAGAAAGCGCGCACCAUAUACGAGGACUACAUUUCCAUACUGUCACCAAAAGAGGUGAGUCUGGACGCCCGGGUUCGAGAGGUGAUCAACAGGAAGAUGCAGGACCCCACGCCUCACGCGUUUGAAGACGCCCAGCUACAGAUCUACACGCUGAUGCACAGGGACUCCUACCCACGAUUCCUCUCCUCCAACAUCUACAAGUCGCUCAUUCACGGCGGCUCGCGUACCUCCUCCGAGUCCUAGUCCCACACCGCCUCCACCUCCUCUUCUGAUCCUGCGCUUACGGGAUUGACGCCAGACCAUUUCAUCGCUUCUCUAGCACACUCCUCCAAGUGCAGAACUUUCCAGAAAUUAUCCGACUCCUCCUCAGUUCACUUCCAUGAAUCCCAAAUCUCUCAGAUUACUGCCAAGACUUUCUUCUCAUGUUUUGUUUUUUUCCCUCCAUGUCCUAAACUUCAGAUACUGUUGCCAACGUUUCCUCUUCUCAUCGUUCUCUCCAGUUGACUCCUCUCUUCUGUAUUCCUCAUGUUGCCUCUUUAAUUAUUUUUAAUUAAUCGUCCUUCUUGCUCUUUUCCUUUCUUUACUGUCCUGAUCUAAUCUAAUCUCUUCUCUUUUUCACUUAUGAAAGAGCCUUCAAAGAAAAUCAAAGCAUUACAAUAAAACAAGAAUAUUUGUAUGAAAUAGUUUAGUAUUAGUAAAGUUCUGUCAGAAAGAAUUCUAUUUUGUGUCAUUUGAACAAUAUUUUAAAGCUGCAGUAGGUAAUUUUUUAUAAAAAUAACUUGAAUACACAGGUAUUCGAAUGGAAAGGAAAACAGUAUUGAGAAAAUCUUAGUGCGGAAAAUUUAAUUACUAUAAUUGGAAUUAACAGCGCCUCAAGUUUGAAAGUAGAAUACGUCCACUAGCCAGUAAUUGAUUUCAAUAUGUAUCCAUGAAUAGAGGCUGACUGAUGAUGGACAUCAAUAUCUGAUAUAAAUACAUGGGCUGAUAUUGGUUUGAUUUGAUUAGCUUUUUCUGGAGCUUUCAACCGUCUUCAGUGUAUGGAGUUUGCACACUUUGAACGUUCUGAGCAAACUCCAUCCGCUGAGGAACAGUGUCCAGAAGGAACUGGUUCUAAAGGUCAAGAAAAGGUUAAGUAAGUGGACCUUCAGUUACUGAUACUGGAUUUUUGUCGCUGAUAACAAUAUUGAUAUUUAACAUACAAUUUUAAAGGGCCCCUUAAAUUAGUUUAUUCAUGAAUUGUGACCAUAAUAUUUUACAUCUGCUGUUGAAAACUAAACCUGUCCGUGCUCUCUGGUGGACAGACUUACAGACUGAUACUGAUACAUCCGCAGUAAGAUAAUAUUGGUCCUGAAGAUUUAUCUGUCUUGUAAUGGUUAAGAUUUUUUUCAAGAACUAACCUUUUUGAUCAAGUUAGAACUAGGGUCCCUUAUAUUUAGUUAACUAAUUACAAAGAUACAUACUGAGUGGGACAUUUUCAAAAUAACUGUAUACUUUUGACACUUUUUACUGGCCAUCAGUCAGGCUCUAUUUCUCUGCUGGUGUCAGUUAGGUUUUCGGCAACCACCCUGUCCUGUAGCUGCUGAGCACACUCUCUGCUUUUAACUUCUUCUGUGCUUCUACCUCUGUCCUUCUGUUCAUCUUUUCAUCCAAUUUUCUCUCUCAGAACCUCUUGUCCUCCCUGAUCUCUCCUGUUUUUCACCUCAGCGACUCCUGAACGGAGAAGGAAGUGGUCUGGAUGUUAUUAAGUAUUUCUUGGAAUAUCAUCUGCUGAUUACUUGGGAGAUUUGAAUGCAUUUUAAGGGGAGGAAUAUACACCCGUGCCAUGGAUUCUUUUUGUGGAUUUUUACCAAUUCCACCCCCCCGCCCCCCACCUGUGACCAUCCAAUCACCUUCAAGAGCCAAUUAAAGGGGGAUGUCCCUGACUUCCGCCCACCUCAUCACCUUGUUUUUUAUCCCACGGUUGUCUACGUCAGGACUGAUGGAGAGGCAAAAGAAAAAGACCGAUGCUUUCUGAUUCCUUCUCCUUCUUUCUUUUUCUCUCUUUCAACUGGAAAACACAGGGUGCUCCGUCCAUCCCCCGCUACAAACCACAAAAAAGUUUGUUGCUUAUGUUUAUUGUUUAUUUAUCCACUCUUGUUUGCUGGAUCAAUCAUUUCACUCCUGUGAUAAACAAACGGACGAACGUCACUUCCUUUCCGACUACUGAUUUACAAACAGACAAGACGUCUAUUUUUUAAGAGAAAACUAUAUGGAACAUUUGAAUUAUGUUGAUUUUUUUUUUUUGUUUGUUUAUUUGGUUUCUCCCACUCUCUCCCCUUCCUGGAUUUUUUGCAAGAAGAGGAGGAUUCCUCUGAGACUGUACUGAUUUCCACCCGACGCAACACCACAGACACCACAGACAGGUGCAAUAAAACACUGGAGUUUGGAAAAACAACACAGACACACAUUUACAGAAUUUGUCUUACUAUACUUCCUCGUCCAAAACAUAAACCCCCCCAGCAGGACAGGACCAAGUCCACCAAAAUAGCAUUUAUCUCUUUCGAAGUUAAAGAAAACUGUAACCUCAGACUCACUGUGUGGUAUUUCACAAUGUUUUUCUCAGUUAAGUAUUUAAUGCAUUGAUAAUCCACUCCCAUGCAGUUAUAAUAGAAAAUAAUGCAUUAGUCUAUUAGUCGAAUAAUGUUUUGGUGUUUUCUGCUACUUUAAAAUGUAACUUUUGCAAUUUGGACUGAUGUUAAAAUGUCUCUUUCAGCCCUUUUUUUACAUUUCAUGACUAAACAAUCAAAACGUAACUCAUAGACAAUCUCUAUCUUUUUACUUUAUGCAUCAGCUUUCAAAUUCGAAGCUGCACCAGGCAGAGAUUUUCAUAUUAAACUCCUAAAUGCUAAAAGACAAACUGAGGUCUCAACGGUUAAAUUAGCUCACACUGAAUUCGGUUCUCUGCACACACUGGAAGGAAAACUCCAGUAAGUGAAGGAGGAAAUUAUAAUUAACUAUAAUUAUAAUUAAACUAUAAUUUAUUCUCUUCAAAAGCCAGCAUUCAGUGGGAAAAUAUAGGAUCAUUUCUUUAUUUCCCAACAGCUAUGAACACAGUGCAGUUAUGCUGCUGUCAUGUCAUAUGGACAUUAACAUAACUAUUUCCAAUUUAAUAAUGCCGUUCAUACCAUCUAGUUGCUAAUAAAAAAAACUGCAUAAAUAUAAUAUACAUGGCUGAGAAUUUCAGUUUUUGGAAAGUUCCAAUAUAAAGAAAGUAAAAAGGAAGCAUGGCGAACUCAUAUCAACCACAAUUGUUCAGGAUAAUUAAACCCUGAUUUAGUCCCAUAGAAAAGCAGGCGAAAAUACGGAUCCCCAAAUUUAAAGUCAAAGUGGUCCUAAUAAGUAUAGUAAUACAAAUACACACACACACACACACACACACACACACACACACACACACACACACACACACACACACACACACACAAACACUCACUCACACACCAGGGUGGCCUACCUGGGCACUGCUGCUGCUGACCUCUGCCUCUGUGACCUCUCACCUUUGACCUCACCACUGUCUGUCGCCCACUCGGACACCUGCUCCUGAUUGGCUGCAGGAGGCUGCAGGGCUGAACUGUGGUUGGUCAAUUCAGGAAGGGGGGUGGGAGGAAAUCCCAGGUGCAAAAAAAAAAUAUAUAUAUAUAUAUAUAGAUAUAUUAAUGAAAAACAACUAAUAAAAAAUAUAUAGAGAAAAAAAGAAGAUAUUAUGUGAGAUGGGAUGCUUACACCCAGUGCUUCAUGGGAAAUGUAGUAUGAGGAAAACAAAUGUUUGUAGUUGUCUGCGGAGGCAGAAACGACAGAUUUAACAAAAAAAAAAGAGAUGCCUAUGUCUUAACCAGACUGGUCACUCCGAAUGCAUUUAUCUUAGUAUUGUUAAUGUUAUUUAUUUUAUAUUUUGUUAAAACUGUGAUUUUAAUUGUACAUAUAUAAACAGAAAAGCUUGAACAUCCAA